Lemur catta (Ring-tailed lemur) is the source of this 19372-nucleotide messenger RNA. RefSeq names its product AHNAK nucleoprotein (gene AHNAK). Gene Ontology annotation, biological process: regulation of RNA splicing. The transcript is spliced from 5 exons. The record is from RefSeq and is a predicted model, not a curated record. Gene Ontology annotation, molecular function: protein binding. Bases 270 to 18551 code for a protein of 6093 amino acids. NCBI's taxonomy places the organism in Eukaryota, Metazoa, Chordata, Mammalia, Primates, Lemuridae. Gene Ontology annotation, cellular component: cytoplasm; nucleus; costamere.
GCCGCCUCCGUGCGCGGGGGCCCGGCCACUCGGAGCAGCUCUGCCGCGGGGACUGCACUGCCCGCCCUGCCGGACCCGCCCCGAUCGGGGCUCGCCGCCGCCAGCAGCCGCAGCACCGCAGCCUCGGGCCCGCGCCGACUAUGGCUGUGCCCUGGGGCUGAGCGCGCAGGCUGUGUGACCGAGAUCCCGACAAGAGAGACUGAGGGGAGGAGAGGAAGGAGGGGCGGGCUCCUGGCAAGGCAUUCGCUCCCGAACGGAAUCCUGCAAAGAUGGAGAAGGAGGAAGAAGCAACCCGGGAGCUGCUGCUGCCCAACUGGCAGGGCAGCGGCUCCCACGGGCUGACCAUUGCCCAGAGAGAUGAUGGCGUCUAUGUGCAGGAGGUGAUGCAGAACUCCCCUGCGGCCCGCACUGGGGUGGUCAAGGAGGGGGACCAGAUUGUGGGUGCCACCAUCUACUUUGACAACCUGCAGUCGGGCGAGGUGACCCAGCUGCUGAACACCAUGGGGCACCACACGGUGGGCCUGAAGCUGCACCGCAAGGGGGACCGCUCCCCCGAGCCCGGCCAGACCUGGACCCAUGAAGUCUUCAGCUCCCGCAGCUCUGAAGUGGUUCUGAGCGGGGAUGAUGAGGAGUACCAGCGCAUCUACACCACGAAGAUCAAGCCUCGGCUGAGGUCAGAGGACGGAGUGGAAGGGGACCUUGGGGAGACCCAGAGCCGCACCAUCACAGUGACCAGAAGGGUCACGGCCUACACUGUGGAUGUGACCGGCCGAGAAGGAGCCAAGGACAUCGACAUCAGCAGCCCUGAAUUCAAGAUCAAGAUCCCAAGGCAUGAACUGACUGAAAUCUCCAAUGUGGAUGUGGAGACCCAGUCAGGGAAGACAGUGAUCAGACUGCCCUCAGGCUCAGAGGCAGCCUCUCCAGCCACGGGCUCUGCGGUGGAGAUCCAAGCAGGGCCCAUUUCUGCUUCGGGACCAGAGUUCCAAGGUGCUGGCCACUCGAAGCUCCAAGUCACCAUGCCUGGGAUAAAGGUGGGAAGCUCAGGCGUCACUGUCAGUACAAAGGGCAUAGACUUGGGUGGCAGAGGAGGGGUCCAAGUGCCAGCAUCGGACAUUUCGUCUUCUCUUGGGGGUGGGGCAGUGGAGGUGCAGGGCCCAUCCCUCGAGAGUGGUGAUAAUGGGAAAAUUAAAAUUCCCACCAUGAAGGCGCCAAAAUUUGGUGUCUCUACAGGGCCCGAGGGCCAGGCACCAGCGGCCAGGCUGAGUGUUUCUGCACCUGAAUUCUCUGUGGGGCACCAGGGCAGCAGGCCAGGCUCGACCAUCAGUGGGAGUGUCCAGGCCCCUCAGCUGGAAGUCAGUGCCCCCUCUGCCAAUGUAGAGGGGCUUGAGAGGAAGCUGAAGGGCCCCCAAAUCACUGGGCCAUCACUUGAGGGUAACCUAGGCUUGAAAGGUGCCAAGCCACAGGGGAGCAUUGGGGUGCACACCUCUGCUCCCAAAAUCGGGGGCAGCAUCACCGGCCCCAGCGUGGCAGUUUGUGUCCCUGAUGUUGAUGUUCAUGGGCCUGGGGGCAAACUGAAUGUGCCCAAGAUGGAAGUCCCCAAAUUCUCUGUAUCAGGUUCAAAGGGAAAGGGAGCUGGCAUUGAGGUGACACUGCCCACAGGUGAAGUGACUCUUCCUGGAGUCUCUGGGGAUGUCAGUCUGCCCGAGAUUGCUACUGGUGGGCUGGAAGGGAAGAUGAAAGGUGCUAAAGUCAAGACUCCUGAAAUGAUAAUUCAGAAACCUAAAAUCUCUAUGCAGGAUGUGGAUCUGAGCCUCGGGUCUUCUAAACUGAAAGGAGAUGUUAAAGUUUCCGCUCCUGGGGUGCAAGGUGAUGUCAAAGGGCCUCAAGUGGCAGUUAAAGGCACCAGAGUGGACCUAGAGACACCGAACCUAGAGGGGACCUUGACAGGCCCCAAGCUUGGCAGUCCUUCUGGAAAAACAGGAACCUGUAGGAUCUCUAUGGCAGAUGUAGAUUUAAGUGCUGCAGCACCUAAAGUGAAAGGGGGUAUAGAUGUCACACUCCCAAAAGUAGAAGGGAAAGUCAAAGUCCCAGAAGUUGAUGUCAAAGGCCCCAAAGUGGAUGUCACUGCACCAGAUGUGGACGUUCAUGGCCCAGAAUGGAACCUGAAAAUGCCCAAGAUGAAAAUGCCCAAGUUUGGCACUCCGGGAGUCAAAGGCGAAGGCCCAGGUGUAGACGUGACGCUACCCAAAGGAGAUGUCAAUAUUUCAGGGCCCAAGGUCAAUGUGGAAGCCCCAAAUAUCAACAUGGAGGGUCUGGGGGUCAAACUUAAAGACUCUGAUGUUAAGCUGCCUGAUGUGAGUGUCAAGACACCAAAAGUCUCCAUGCCUGAUGUAGAUUUGGGUGUUAAAGGCCCAAAGGUGAAGGGAGAGUAUGAUGUAACAGUACCAAAGCUUGAAGGAGAAUUGAAAGGCCCCAAAGUGGGCAUUGAUGUCCCAGAUGUGGAUGUUCAUGGCUCAGACUGGCACCUGAAGAUGCCCAAGAUGAAAAUGCCCAAAUUCAGUGUGCCAGGGUUCAAAACAGAGGGCCCAGGAGUGGAUGUGAAUCUGCCCAAGGCUGAUGUGGACAUUUCCGGGCCCAAGUUGGAUGUUAGUGCUCCAGAGGUUAGCAUUGAGGGACCAGAAGGGAAAUUGAAAGGGCCCAAGUUUAAGAUGCCCGAGAUGAAUAUCAAAGCCCCGAAGAUCUCCAUGCCUGAUGUGGACUUACAUUUGAAAGGCCCUAGUGUAAAGGGAGAAUACGAUGUUACAAUGCCAAAGGCUGAAGGUGAGAUUAAAGUUCCUGAUGUUGAACUUAAAAGUGCCAAAGUGGACAUUGAUGCCCCAGAUGUGGAUGUUCAAGGACCAGACUGGCACCUGAAGAUGCCCAAGAUGAAAAUGCCCAAGUUCGGCAUGCCUGGUUUCAAAGCAGAGGGUCCAGAAGUGGAUGUGAAGCUGCCUAAGGCUGACAUUGAUGUCUCAGGACCCAAAAUGGAUGUUGAAGUUCCAGAUGUGAAUAUCGAAGGACCUGAAGGAAAGCUGAAGGGUCCCAAGUUUAAGAUGCCAGAGAUGAACAUCAAGGCCCCCAAGAUCUCCAUGCCUGAUAUGGAUUUACAUAUGAAAGGGCCCAAGGUGAAGGGAGAGUAUGAUGUAACAGUACCAAAGCUGGAAGGGGACCUGAAAGGCCCAAAAGUAGAUGUCAGUGCCCCAGAUGUUGAAAUGCACGGUCCUGAUUGGAACCUGAAGAUGCCAAAGAUUAAAAUGCCUAAAUUUAGCAUGCCCAGCCUCAAAGGAGAAGGCACAGAAUUGGAUGUGAACCUACCCAAAGCUAACGUGGACAUUUCUGCACCAAAGGUAGAUAUUAGUGCCCCAGAUCUGAGCCUUGAAGGACCAGAAGGAAAGUUGAAAGGCCCUAAGUUUAAGAUGCCCGAGAUGCACUUCAAAGCACCUAAGAUGUCUAUGCCAGAUGUUGACCUGGAUCUUAAAGGACCCAAAAUGAAAGGAAAUGUAGAUAUAUCUGCACCAAAAAUAGAAGGUGAAAUGAAUGUUCCAGAUGUAGACAUCAAAGGUCCCAAGGUAGACAUUAAAGCACCAGAUGUGGAUGUUCAAGGCCCAGACUGGAGCCUGAAAAUGCCAAAGAUGAAAAUGCCCAAGUUCAGCAUGCCUAGCCUCAAAGGUGAGGGUCCAGAUGUGGAUGUGAACCUGCCUAAAGCUGACAUUGAUGUCUCAGUACCCAAGGUUGACAUUGAAGCCCCAGAUGUGAGCCUUGAAGGUCCAGAUGGGAAGCUGAAGGGUCCCAAGUUUAAGAUGCCUGAAAUGCACUUCAAAGCCCCCAAGAUCUCCAUGCCUGAUGUGGACUUACACUUGAAAGGCCCCAAAGUCAAAGGGGAUAUGAAUGUGUCUGUGCCCAAGGUAGAAGGCGAAAUGAAAGUGCCAGAUGUUGACAUCAAAGGCCCCAAAGUGGACAUUGAUGUCCCAGAUGUUGAUGUUCAUGGCCCAGACUGGAACUUGAAAAUGCCGAAGAUGAAAAUGCCCAAGUUCAGCAUGCCUGGCUUCAAAGCAGAAGGUCCAGAAGUGGAUGUGAACUUGCCCAAGGCUGACAUUGAUGUCUCAGGACCCAAGGUGGACACUGAAGUCCCUGAUGUGAGCCUUGAGGGUGCAGAAGGGAAGCUGAAGGGUCCCAAGUUUAAGAUGCCUGAGAUGCACUUCAAGACCCCUAAGAUCUCCAUGCCUGAUGUGGACUUACACUUGAAAGGCCCCAAAGUCAAAGGGGAUAUGGAUGUGUCUGUGCCCCAGACAGAAGGUGAAAUGAAAGUGCCAGAUGUUGACAUCAAAGGCCCCAAAGUGGACAUUGAUGUUCCAGAUGUUGAUGUUCAUGGCCCUGACUGGAACCUGAAGAUGCCCAAGAUGAAAAUGCCCAAGUUCAGCAUGCCCGGCUUCAAAGCAGAAGGUCCAGAAGUGGAUGUGAACUUGCCCAAGGCCGACAUUGAUGUCUUGGGACCCAAGGUGGACAUUGAAGUCCCUGAUGUGAGCCUUGAGGGUCCAGAGGGGAAGCUGAAGGGUCCCAAGUUUAAAAUGCCUGAGAUGCACUUCAAAGCCCCUAAGAUCUCCAUGCCUGAUGUGGACCUGAAUCUUAAAGGGCCCAAACUAAAGGGAGAUGUGGAUGUGUCUUUGCCUGAGGUAGAAGGUGAAAUGAAAGUGCCAGAUGUUGACAUUAAAGGGCCCAAAGUUGACAUUAGUGCUCCAGAUGUUGAUGUUCAUAGCCCAGACUGGCACCUGAAGAUGCCCAAAAUGAAAAUGCCGAAGUUCAGCAUGCCCAGUUUCAAAGGAGAGGGCCCAGAAGUGGAUGUAAACCUACCCAAGGCCAACAUUGAUGUCUCAGGACCCAAGGUGGAUGUUGAAGUUCCAGAUGUGAAUAUUGAAGGUCUGGAUGCGAAACUAAAAGGUCCCAAAUUUAAGAUGCCAGAAAUGAAUAUAAAGCCUCAGAAAAUAUCUAUGCCAGAUGUUGGUUUGCAUUUGAAAGGUCCUAAAAUGAAAGGAGAUUAUGAUGUUACAGCUCCAAAACUAGAGGGAGAGAUAAAAGCUCCUGAUGUUGAUAUCAAAGGCCCAAAAGUUGACAUUAAUGCACCAGAUGUGGAAGUUCAUGGUCCAGACUGGCACCUGAAGAUGCCCAAGGUGAAAAUGCCCAAGUUCAGCAUGCCUGGCUUCAAAGGCGAGGGCCCAGAAGUUGAUGUGAACCUGCCCAAAGCUGACAUUGAUGUCUCAGGACCCAAGGUGGACAUUGGUGCUGCAGAUGUGAAUCUUGAAGCUCCAGAGGGAAAACUAAAAGGCCCUAAGUUCAAGAUGCCAAGCAUGAGUAUACAGACACACAAAAUCUCUAUGCCUGAUGUUGGACUUAAUCUGAAAGCACCUAAAAUGAAAACUGAUGUAGAUGUUUCCCUUCCCAAAGUAGAAGGAGACUUGAAAGGUCCUGAAAUUGAUGUGAAAGCCCCUAAGAUGGAUGUUAAUGUUGGUGAUAUUGAUAUUGAAUGUCCAGAAGGAAAGUUAAAAGGCCCGAAGUUUAAGAUGCCAGACAUGCACUUCAAGGGCCCCAAGAUCUCCAUGCCUGAUGUGGAUUUACACUUGAAAGGCCCCAAAGUCAAAGGGGAUAUGGAUGUGUCUGUGCCCAAGGUAGAAGGCGAAAUGAAAGUGCCAGAUGUUGACAUCAAAGGACCCAAAGUAGACACUGAUGUCCCAGAUGUUGAUGUUCAUGGCCCAGACUGGCACCUGAAGAUGCCCAAGAUGAAAAUGCCCAAGUUCAGCAUGCCCGGUUUCAAAGGUGAGGGCCCAGAUGUGGAUUUGAGCCUGCCCAAGGCCGACAUUGAUGUGUCUGGACCCAGUGUGGACAUUGAUGCUCCUGAUUUGGAUAUUGAGGGGCCAGAAGGAAAAUUGAAAGGCUCCAAAUUUAAGAUGCCCAAAUUGAAUAUCAAAGCUCCCAAGAUAUCCAUGCCAGAUGUGGACUUGAAUUUGAAGGGACCCAAAGUGAAAGGAGAGAUUGAUGCUUCUGUACCAGAACUGCAAGGUAAUCUCAGUAGCCCGCAAGUUGAUAUCAAAGGUCCUCGUGUAGAUGUGGAGGUGCCUGAUGUUGAUCUGGAGUGUCCUGAUGCCAAGUUGAAAGGCCCCAAGUUUAAGAUGCCAGACAUGCACUUCAAGGCCCCCAAGAUCUCCAUGCCUGAUGUGGACUUACACUUAAAAGGCCCCAAAGUCAAAGGGGAUAUGGAUGUGUCCGUGCCAAAAUUGGAAGGAGAUUUGAAAGGCCCCAGCGUGGAUGUGGAGGUGCCUGAUGUUGAUCUGGAGUGUCCUGAUGCCAAGUUGAAAGGCCCCAAGUUUAAGAUGCCAGACAUGCACUUCAAGGGCCCCAAGAUCUCCAUGCCUGAUGUGGACUUACACUUAAAAGGCCCCAAAGUCAAAGGGGAUAUGGAUGUGUCCGUGCCAAAAUUGGAAGGAGAUUUGAAAGGCCCCAGCAUGGAUGUGGAGGUGCCUGAUGUUGAUCUGGAGUGUCCUGAUGCCAAGUUGAAAGGCCCCAAGUUUAAGAUGCCAGACAUGCACUUCAAGGCCCCCAAGAUCUCCAUGCCUGAUGUGGACUUACACUUAAAAGGCCCCAAAGUCAAAGGGGAUAUGGAUGUGUCUGUGCCCAAGGCAGAAGGUGAAAUGAAAAUGCCAGAUGUUGAUAUCAAAGGGCCAAAAGUGGAUAUUGAUGUCCCAGAUGUUGAUGUUCAUGGCCCAGACUGGCACCUGAAGAUGCCCAAGAUGAAAAUGCCAAAGUUCAGCAUGCCCAGUUUUAAAGCAGAGGGCCCAGAUGUGGAUGUGAAAGUGCCCAAGGCUGACAUUGAUGUCUCGGGACCCAAGGUGGACAUUGAAGCCCCAGAUGUGAGCCUUGAGGGUCCAGAAGGGAAAUUGAAAGGUCCCAAGUUUAAGAUGCCUGAAAUGCACUUCAAGGGCCCCAAGAUCUCCAUGCCUGAUGUGGACUUAAAUCUAAAAGGCCCCAAAGUCAAAGGGGAUAUGGAUGUCUCCGUGCCAAAAUUGGAAGGAGAUUUGAAAGGCCCCAGCGUGAAUGUGGAGGUGCCUGAUGUUGAUUUGGAGUGUCCAGAAGGAAAGUUGAAAGGCCCCAAGUUUAAGAUGCCAGACAUGCACUUCAAGGCCCCCAAGAUCUCCAUGCCUGAUGUGGACUUACACUUAAAAGGCCCCAAAGUCAAAGGGGAUAUGGAUGUGUCUGUGCCCAAGGUAGAAGGUGAAAUGAAAAUGCCAGAUGUUGACAUCAAAGGACCCAAAGUAGACACUGAUGUCCCAGAUGUGGAUGUUCAUGGCCCAGACUGGCACCUGAAGAUGCCCAAGAUGAAAAUGCCCAAGUUCAGCAUGCCCGGUUUCAAAGGUGAGGGCCCAGAUGUGGAUGUGAGCCUGCCCAAGGCUGACAUUGAUGUCUCGGGACCCAAGGUGGACAUUGAAGUCCCUGAUGUGAGCCUUGAGGGUCCAGAGGGGAAACUGAAGGGUCCCAAGUUUAAGAUGCCUGAGAUGCACUUUAAGGCUCCGAAGAUCUCCAUGCCUGAUGUUGAUUUUAACUUAAAGGGCCCUAAAAUCAAAGGCGAUGUUGAUGUUUCUGCCCCAAAGCUGGAGGGAGAUUUAAAGGGUCCAGAACUGGAUGUCAAGGGCCCCAAAUUGGAUGUUGACAUGCCAGAAGUAGCUGUGGAAGGCCCAGAUGGCAAAUGGAAAAGUCCCAAGUUCAAAAUGCCAGACAUGCACUUUAAAGCUCCCAAAAUCUCCAUGCCAGACAUCGAUCUACACUUAAAGAGUCCCAAGGUAAAGGGAGAAGUGGAUGUAGAUGUUCCCAAAUUGCAAGGUGACCUCAAAGGGCCACAUGUGGACAUGAGUGGGCCAGACAUUGACAUAGAAGGCCCAGAGGGCAAAUUGAAAGGGCCCAAGUUCAAAAUGCCUGAUAUGCACUUCAAAGCCCCCAAUAUUUCUAUGCCUGAUGUUGACCUAAAUCUGAAAGGACCAAAAAUCAAGGGGGAUGUGGAUGUGUCUGUGCCUGAGGUAGAAGGUAAAAUUAAAGUACCAGAUGUGAACAUCAAGGGCCCCAAAAUAGAUGUUGAUGCUCCCGAUGUUCACGGCCCAGACUGGCACCUGAAGAUGCCCAAGAUGAAAAUGCCCAAGUUCAGCAUGCCUGGCUUCAAAGGAGAAGGUCCAGAAGUGGAUGUGAACCUGCCCAAGGCUGACCUUGAUGUCUCAGGACCCAAAGUGGACAUUCAAGGCCCUGAUGUUAAUAUUGAAGGACCAGAAGGAAAGCUGAAAGGGCCUAAGUUCAAGAUGCCUGAGAUGAACAUCAAAGCCCCCAAGAUCUCCAUGCCUGACUUUGAUUUGCAUCUAAAAGGUCCCAAGGUGAAAGGUGAUGUGGAUGUUUCUCUACCCAGAGUGGAGGGUGACCUUAAGGGCCCUGAAGUUGAUAUCAAAGGCCCCAAAGUGGACAUCAAUGCCCCAGACGUUGAUGUGCAAGGCCCAGACUGGCACUUGAAGAUGCCCAAGAUGAAAAUGCCGAAGUUCAGCAUGCCUGGCUUCAAAGGUGAGGGCCCAGAAGUUGAUGUGAACCUGCCCAAGGCUGACAUUGAUGUCUCAGGACCCAAAGUGGAUGUUGAGGGCCCUGAUGUUAACAUUGAGGGACCAGAGGGAAAGUUGAAAGGGCCUAAGUUCAAGAUGCCUGAGAUGAACAUCAAAGCCCCCAAGGUCUCCAUGCCAGAGUUCGAUUUACACUUGAAAGGUCCUAAAGUAAAGGGCGAUAUGGAUGUUUCUCUGCCUAAGGUGGAAGGUGACCUCAAGGGCCCUGAAGUGGACAUUAAGGUCCCCAAAGUGGACAUAAAUGCCCCGGAUGUUGAUGUUCAAGGCCCGGACUGGCACCUGAAGAUGCCCAAGAUAAAAAUGCCAAAGUUCAACAUGCCUGGCUUCAAAGGUGAGGGCCCAGAUGUCGAUGUAAACCUGCCCAAGGCUGACAUUGAUGUCUCAGGACCCAAAGUGGAUGUUGAAUGUCCUGAUGUGAACAUUGAAGGACCUGAAGGAAAGUGGAAAAGCCCAAAGUUUAAGAUGCCUGAAAUGCAUUUUAAGACUCCAAAGAUAUCGAUGCCAGAUAUUGACCUUAAUCUAACAGGUCCAAAAAUAAAAGGAGAUGUGGAUAUUACAGGUCCCAAGGUAGAGGGAGAUCUGAAAGGCCCUGAAGUUGACCUCAAGGGGCCCAAAGUGGACAUUGAUGUUCCUGAUGUAGACGUUCAAGGCCCAGAUUGGCACCUGAAGAUGCCCAAGAUGAAAAUGCCCAAGUUUGGCAUGCCUGGCUUCAAAGGAGAGGGCCCUGAACUGGAUGUGAGCAUGCCCAAGGCUGACAUUGAUGUCUCAGGACCCAAGGUGGACAUUGAAGGCCCUGAUGUUAACAUUGAAGGACCAGAAGGAAAGUUGAAAGGGCCUAAGUUCAAGAUGCCUGAGAUGAACAUCAAAGCCCCCAAGAUCUCCAUGCCUGACUUUGAUUUGCAUCUGAAGGGUCCCAAGGUGAAGGGUGAUGUGGAUGUUUCUCUGCCUACAGUGGAAGGUGACCUUAAAGGCCCUGAAGUUGACAUUAAGGGCCCCAAAGUGGACGUCAGUGCCCCAGAUGUCGAUGUUCAUGGCCCAGACUGGCACCUUAAGAUGCCUAAGGUAAAAAUGCCCAAGUUCAGCAUGCCCGGCUUCAAAGGAGAGGGUCCAGAAGUGGAUGUGAACCUGCCCAAGGCCGACAUUGAUGUCUCGGGACCCAAGGUGGACAUUGAAGGCCCUGAUGUUAACAUCGAAGGACCAGAGGGAAAGUUGAAGGGGCCUAAGUUCAAGAUGCCUGAGAUGAACAUCAAAGCCCCCAAGAUCUCCGUACCAGAUAUUGAUCUUAACUUGAAAGGCCCCAAAGUGAAGGGUGAUGUGGAUGUAUCUCUGCCAAAAGUAGAAGGGGAUGUGAAAGUUCCUGAAGUGGAUAUUAAAAGCCCCAAAGUGGAUAUCGAUGCCCCAGAUGUGGAUGUUCAUGGACCAGACUGGCACCUGAAGAUGCCCAAGAUCAAAAUGCCCAAGUUCAGCAUGCCUGGCUUCAAAGGUGAGGGCCCAGAAGUUGAUGUGAACCUGCCCAAGGCUGACAUUGAUGUCUCGGGGCCCAAGGUGGACAUUGAUGUUCCAGAUGUUAAUAUCGAAGGUCCAGAUGCAAAACUGAAGGGCCCCAAGUUCAAGAUGCCUGAAAUGAAUAUCAAGGCUCCUAAACUAUCAAUGCCAGAUUUGGACCUUAAUCUUAAAGGCCCUAAAAUGAAGGGAGAGGUGGAUGUUUCACUUCCUAAUGUAGAAGGUGAUUUAAAAGGGCCCACUGUUGACAUAAAGGGCCCAAAAGUAGAUGUAGAUGCUCCUGAUAUUGACAUUCAUGGCCCAGAUGCCAAAUUAAAAGGUCCCAAACUGAAGAUGCCUGAUAUGCAUGUAAACAUGCCCAAGAUCUCCAUGCCAGAAAUUGACUUGAAUUUGAAAGGUUCAAAGCUGAAGGGAGAUGUUGAUAUUUCUGGACCCAAACUGGAAGGUGACAUUAAAGCUCUUAAUAUGGAUGUAAAGGGCCCAGAAGUAGACAUUUCUGGUCCUAAGCUCAAUGUUGAAAGCAAGUCAAAGAAAUCUCGUUUUAAGCUUCCCAAAUUUAAUUUUUCAGGCUCCAAGGUUCAGACACCUGAGGUUGAUGUCAAAGUUAAAAAGCCAGAUAUUGAUGUAACAGGUCCAAAAGUUGAUAUUAAUGCACCUGAUGUUGAGGUCCAAGGAAAAGUGAAAGGAUCCAAGUUUAAAAUGCCUUUCCUGAGUAUUUCUUCUCCCAAAGUUUCUAUGCCUGAUGUGGAGCUAAAUUUAAAAGGUCCUAAAGUCAAAGGUGACUUCGAUGUUGCAGGUCCCAAUUUAGAAGGUGAAUUGAAAGGUCCUAAAGUAGAUAUUAAGGCACCAGAAGUCCAUCUCAACGCACCUGAUGUGGAUGUUCAUGGUCCGGACUGGAAUCUCAAAAUGCCCAAGAUGAAAAUGCCCAAGUUCAGUGUGCCUGGCUUAAAAGCAGAAGGGCCAGAUGUUGCUGUGGAUCUACCAAAAGGAGACGUGAACAUAGAGGGUCCAAGUAUGAACAUUGAGGGCCCAGGAAUCAAUGUGGAAGGUCCAGAGGGAGAGUUAAAAGGUCCCAAAUUCAAGAUGCCUGACAUAAAUGUCAAAGCCCCUAAGAUAUCUGUGCCUGACAUUGACUUAAACCUGAAGGGCCCCAAGGUGAAGGGUGACGUCAAUGUUUCUCUUCCCAAACUUGAAGGGGAUCUAAAAGGGCCAGAGGGUGAUAUCAAAGGCCCAAAAGUGGACAUUGGUGCCCCAGAUGUGGAUGUUCAUGGUCCAGACUGGCACCUAAAGAUGCCCAAGGUAAAAAUGCCCAAGUUCAGCAUGCCUGGCUUCAAAGGAGAGGGUCCUGAAGUGGAUGUUACCCUUCCUAAAGCGCACAUUGACAUUUCUGGACCCAGUGUAGACACUGAUGUUCCAAAUGUGAAUAUUGAAGGUCCAGAUGCAAAGCUGAAGGGCCCCAAGUUCAAGAUGCCAGAGAUGAACAUCAAAGCUCCCAAGAUUUCCAUGCCUGACUUUGAUCUGAACCUGAAGGGACCCAAAAUGAAGGGUGAUAUGGAUGUGUCCUUGCCAAAAGUGGAAGGUGACCUAAAGGGCCCUGAAGUGGACAUCAAGGGCCCCAAAGUGGAUAUUGACACUCCUGAUAUUAACAUUGAAGGCCCAGAGGGCAAAUUGAAGGGGCCCAAAUUUAAGAUGCCAGAGAUGAACUUAAAAGCUCCCAAAAUAUCAAUGCCUGAUAUUGAUUUAAAUCUGAAGGGCCCUAAGAUGAAGGGUGAUGUGGAUGUUUCCCUUCCCAAGAUUGAAGGUGAUCUAAAAGGCCCAGAGGUGGAUAUCAAAGGCCCCAAAGUGGACAUCAGUGCCCCAGAUGUUGAUGUUCAUGGCCCAGACUGGCACCUUAAGAUGCCUAAGGUAAAAAUGCCCAAGUUCAGCAUGCCCGGCUUCAAAGGAGAGGGUCCAGAAGUGGAUGUGAACCUGCCCAAGGCCGACAUUGAUGUCUCAGGACCCAAGGUGGACAUUGAAGGCCCUGAUGUUAACAUCGAAGGACCAGAGGGAAAGUUGAAGGGGCCUAAGUUCAAGAUGCCUGAGAUGAACAUCAAAGCCCCCAAGAUCUCUGUGCCAGAUAUUGAUCUUAACUUGAAAGGCCCCAAAGUGAAGGGUGAUGUGGAUGUAUCUCUGCCAAAAGUAGAAGGGGAUGUGAAAGUUCCUGAAGUGGAUAUUAAAAGCCCCAAAGUGGAUAUCGAUGCCCCAGAUGUGGAUGUUCAUGGACCAGACUGGCACCUGAAGAUGCCCAAGAUCAAAAUGCCCAAGUUCAGCAUGCCUGGCUUCAAAGGUGAGGGCCCAGAAGUUGAUGUGAACCUGCCCAAGGCUGACAUUGAUGUCUCGGGGCCCAAGGUGGACAUUGAUGUUCCAGAUGUUAAUAUCGAAGGUCCGGACGCAAAACUGAAGGGCCCCAAGUUCAAGAUGCCUGAGAUGAACAUUAAAGCCCCCAAGAUCUCCAUGCCUGACUUUGAUUUGCACUUGAAAGGUCCUAAGGUGAAAGGUGAUGUGGAUGUUUCUCUUCCUACAGUGGAAGGUGAUCUAAAGGCCCCUGAAGUUGACAUUAAAGGUCCCAAAGUGGACAUCGAUGCCCCAGAUGUGGAUGUUCAUGGCCCAGACUGGCACCUGAAAAUGCCCAAGGUGAAAAUGCCCAAGUUCAGCAUGCCUGGCUUCAAAGGAGAGGGCCCAGAAGUGGAUGUGAACCUGCCCAAGGCUGACAUUGAUGUCUCAGGACCCAAAGUGGACAUUGAUACUCCUGACAUUGACAUUCAUGGUCCAGAAGGAAAACUGAAGGGUCCUAAGUUUAAAAUGCCUGACCUGCACCUUAAGGCACCCAAGAUCUCUGUGCCUGAAGUUGAUUUGAAUUUGAAGGGUCCAAAAGUGAAGGGAGACGUGGAUGUUUCUCUGCCCAAAGUGGAAGGUGACCUCAAAGGCCCUGAAGUUGACAUCAAGGGGCCCAACGUGGACAUCCAUGCCCCAGAUGUGGAUGUUCGUGGCCCAGAUUGGCACCUGAAAAUGCCCAAGGUGAAAAUGCCCAAGUUCAGCAUGCCUGGCUUCAAAGGAGAAGGUCCAGAAGUGGAUGUGAACCUGCCCAAGGCCGACAUUGAUGUCUCAGGACCCAAGGUGGACAUUGAUGUUCCAGAUGUAAAUAUUGAAGGUCCAGAUGCAAAACUGAAGGGCCCCAAGUUCAAGAUGCCUGAGAUGAAUAUCAGAGCCCCCAAGAUCUCUAUGCCUGAUAUUGACUUAAACUUGAAAGGUCCCAAAGUAAAAGGUGGCAUGGAUGUUUCUCUUCCUAAAGUGGAGGGUGACCUAAAAGGCCCUGAAGUUGACCUCAAAGGCCCCAAAGUGGACAUUGAUGUCCCUGAUGUGGAUGUUCAUGGCCCAGACUGGCACCUGAAGAUGCCCAAGGUGAAGAUGCCCAAGUUCAGCAUGCCUGGCUUCAAAGGAGAGGGCCCAGAAGUGGAUGUUACCCUUCCUAAAGCUGACAUUGACAUUUCUGGCCCCAACGUGGAUAUUGAUACCCCAGAUGUCAAUAUUGAAGGUCCAGAUGCAAAACUGAAGGGCCCCAAGUUCAAGAUGCCAGAGAUGAACAUCAAAGCCCCCAAAAUCUCUAUGCCUGACAUUGACUUUAACUUAAAGGGUCCCAAAGUGAAGGGUGAUGUGGAUGUCUCUCUGCCCAAAGUGGAAGGUGAUCUCAAGGGCCCCAGUGUGGACAUUGAUACUCCUGAUGUCAAUAUUGAAGGUCCAGAAGGAAAAUUGAAGGGACCCAAAUUUAAGAUGCCUGAGAUGAACAUCAAAGCCCCCAAGAUCUCUAUGCCUGACUUUGAUUUACAUCUGAAAGGUCCCAAAGUAAAGGGUGAUGCAGACCUUUCAUUACCUAAGGUGGAAGGUGAUCUGAAAGGGCCAGAGGUGGACAUUGAAGGUCCUGAAGGGAAACUCAAAGGUCCCAAAUUUAAGAUCCCUGAUGUUCAUUUCAAAACCCCACAAAUCUCUAUGAGUGACAUUGAUUUGAACUUGAAAGGACCUAAGAUAAAAGGAGAUGUGGAUGUUUCUAUUCCUAAACUGGAAGGAGAUCUGAAAGGCCCCAAAGUGGAUGUUAAAGGCCCUAAGCUGGACAUAGACACUCCUGACAUUGACAUUCAUGGUCCAGAAGGAAAACUGAAGGGCCCCAAGUUUAAAAUGCCUGACCUGCACCUCAAGGCACCCAAGAUCUCCAUGCCUGAAGUUGAUCUGAAUCUGAAAGGUCCAAAGGUGAAGGGUGAUGUGGAUGUUUCUUUGCCCAAAGUGGAAGGUGACCUCAAGGGCCCCGAUGUUGAUAUCAGAGGUCCUAAAGUGGAUAUUGACAUCCCAGAUGUUGAUGUUCAUGGCCCAGACUGGCACCUGAAGAUGCCCAAGGUGAAAAUGCCCAAGUUCAGCAUGCCUGGCUUCAAAGGUGAGGGCCCAGAUGUGGAUGUGAACCUGCCCAAGGCUGACAUUGAUGUCACAGGACCAAAGAUGGACAUUGAUGUUCCAGAUGUGAAUAUUGAAGGCCCAGAUGCAAAACUGAAGGGCCCCAAGUUCAAGAUGCCUGAGAUGAACAUCAAAGCCCCCAAGAUCUCCGUGCCUGACAUCGACUUACACCUGAAAGGCCCCAAAGUGAAGGGUGAUGUGGAUGCUUCCCUGCCCAAAGUGGAAGGUGACCUCAAAGGCCCUGAAGUUGACAUCAAGGGCCCUAAGAUGGACAUUGAUGUUCCAGAUGUGAAUAUUGAAGGCCCAGAUGCAAAACUGAAGGGCCCCAAGUUCAAGAUGCCUGAGAUGAACAUCAAAGCUCCCAAGAUCUCCAUGCCUGAUAUCGACUUAAACUUGAAAGGUCCCAAAGUGAAGGGAGACAUGGAUGUUUCUCUGCCCAAAGUGGAAGGUGACCUCAAAGGCCCUAAAGUUGACAUCAAAGGGCCCAACGUGGACAUCAAUGCCCCAGAUGUGGAUGUUCAUGGGCCAGACUGGCACCUGAAAAUGCCCAAGGUGAAAAUGCCUAAAUUUAGCAUGCCUGGCUUCAAAGCAGAGGGUCCAGAAGUGGAUGUGAACCUGCCUAAGGCUGACAUUGAUGUCUCAGUACCCAAACUGGACAUUGAUGUUCCAGAUGUUAAUAUUGAAGGUCCAGAUGCUAAACUAAAAGGCCCCAAGUUCAAGAUGCCUGAGAUAAAUAUCAAGGCUCCCAAGAUCUCCAUGCCUGAUGUCGACUUGGAUUUGAAAGGACCCAAAGUAAGAGGAGAUUUUGAUGUAUCUGUCCCUAAGAUGGAAGGUACUUUGAAGGGCCCAGAAGUAGACCUGAAAGGUCCAAGUCUGGAUUUUGAAGGCCCUGAUGCCAAACUCAGUGGCCCAGCUUUGAAGAUGCCAUCAUUGGAUAUAUCUGCUCCUAAAGUAUCUGUUCCUGAUAUUGAUUUACAUCUCAAGGCACCAAAAAUUGGAGUUUCUGGUCCAAAGAUAGAAGGUGGUGAAGUGGACCUCAAGGGGCCCAAAGUGGAUUUAGAAGCUCCAAGCUUAGAUGUACACAUGGAAAGCCCAGAUAUUAAUAUUGAGGGGCCAGAUGUUAAAAUUCCCAAAUUUAAGAAACCCAAGUUUGGAUUUGGGGCAAAAAGCCCCAAAGCUGACAUCAAGUCCCCUUCACUAGAUGUGACUGUUCCUGAGGCAGAGCUGAACCUUGAGACUCCUGAAAUUAGUGUUGGUGGCAAGGGCAAGAAAAGUAAGUUUAAAAUGCCUAAAAUUCAUAUGAGUGGGCCUAAAAUUAAGUCCAAAAAACAGGGAUUUGAUUUGAAUGUUCCUGGGGGUGAAAUUGAUGCCAGUCUCAAGGCUCCUGAUGUGGAUGUCAACGUCUCGGGACCGGAUGCUGCACUCAAAGUCGAUGUGAAAUCUCCCAAAACCAAGAAACCUAUGUUUGGAAAAAUGUACUUCCCAGAUGUAGAGUUUGACAUUAAAUCACCUAAAUUUAAAGCUGAGGCCCCCCUCCCUAGCCCCAGAAUGGAGGGUGAAAUCCAGGCACCUGAUCUGGAUAUUUCUUCGCCAGGGAUUAAUGUUGAAGGUCCUGACAUCAAGGUAAAGGCUCCCAAGUUCAAGAUGCCAGGUGUGGAUGUCUCAGGGCCAAAAAUAGAGGGUGAUUUGAAAGGCCCCAGGGUGCAGGCAAACUUGGGCGCACCUGACAUCAAUGUCGAAGGCCCUGAUGCUAAAGUCAAAGCACCAUCUUUUGGCAUUUCCGCCCCUCAAGUCUCCAUCCCUGAUGUGAAUGUGAACUUGAAAGGACCAAAGAUAAAGGGUGAUGUCCCCAGUGUGGGACUGGAAGGACCAGACAUAGAUCUGCAAGGUCCAGAAGCAAAAAUCAAGUUCCCCAAGUUUUCGAUGCCCAAGAUUGGUGUCCCUGGUGUGAAAAUGGAAGGUGAGGGUGCUGAGGUCCAUGCCCAGCUUCCCUCUCUUGAAGGAAGCUUGAGUGCACCAGAUGUUAAGCUUGAAGGGCCUGAUGUCUCUCUAAAGGGGCCAGGAGUAGACUUGCCUUCAGUGAACCUCUCUAUGCCAAAAGUCUCUGGGCCUGACCUUGACCUGAACUUGAAAGGACCAAGUAUGAAGGGAAACGUGGAUGCAUCUGUUCCCAGCAUGAAGGUGCAUGCUCCAGGGCUCGACCUCAGAGGUGUGGGUGGAAAGGUGCAGAUAGGAGGAGACGGUGUGAAAGUGCCGGGGAUCGAUGCCACGACAAAACUUAACGUUGGGGCACCAGACGUAACACUGAGGGGACCAAGCCUGCAGGGAGACCUCGCUGUCUCUGGUGACAUCAAAUGCCCUAAAGUAUCUGUAGGAGCUCCUGAUCUAAGCUUGGAGGCAUCUGAAGGCGGUAUUAAACUUCCUAAAAUGAAGCUGCCCCAAUUUGGCAUCUCUACUCCAGGGUCUGACUUGGACAUUAAUGUCAAGGGGCCACAAGUUGCUGGAGAACUAAAGGGGCCAGGCAUGGAUGUGAACCUGAAAGGGCCUCAGAUUUCAGCACCGGACAUGGACUUAAACUUGGAAGGACCAAAGGUGAAGGGGAGCCUUGGGGCCACUGGUGACAUGAAAGGCCCCACUGUCGGAGGAGGUCUUCCAGGCGUGAGUGUUCAGGGCCUAGAAGGAAACUUCCAAAUGCCUGGAAUUAAGUCCUCUGGAUGUGAUGUGACCCUGCCAGGUGUGAACGUGAAACUCCCAACUGGGCAGAUUUCUGGUCCUGAAAUCAAAGGCGAUCUGAAAAGUUCAGGAGUAGGUUUCCAUGGGGCUGCUCCUGACAUCAGUGUGAAGGGGCCUUCCUUCAGCAUGGCAGCUCCUGAGUCAGAUCUUGGCGUCAGCUUGAAGGGCCCGAAAAUCAAAGGAGGUGUGGACGUUUCAGGAGGUGUCAGUGCCCCAGAUAUCAGCCUGGAUGCAGGGCAUAUGAGUGUCAAAGGUUCCGGGGGUGACUGGAAGGGACCCCAGGUUUCCUCUGCUCUCAACUUGGACACAUCUAGGUUUGCUGGGGGCCUUCAUUUCUCAGGACCAAAGGUAGAAGGAAGUGUGAAAGGAGGUCAGAUUGGACUUCAGGCUCCGGGGCUGAGUGUGUCUGGGCCUCAAGGUCACCUGGAAAGUGGAUCUGGAAAAGUAACAUUCCCCAAGAUGAAGAUCCCCAAGUUUACCUUCUCUGGCCGCGAGCUGGUUGGCAGAGAAGUGGGGGUGGAUAUUAACUUCCCUAAAGCAGAGGCCAAUAUCCAGGCUGGUGCCGGAGAAGGCGAGUGGGAGGAGUCCGAAGUAAAACUUAAAAAAUCCAAAAUCAAAAUGCCCAAGUUUAAUUUUUCCAAACCUAAAGGGAAAGCUGGUGUCACUGGCUCACCGGAAGCAUCCAUUUCUGGGUCCAAAGGUGACCUGAAAAGUUCAAAGGCCAGCCUGGGCUCUCUGGAAGGGGAGGCAGAGGCUGAAGCCUCUUCACCCAAAGGCAAAUUCUCCUUAUUUAAAAGCAAGAAGCCACGGCACCGCUCAAAUUCAUUCAGUGAUGAGAGAGAGUUCUCUGCACCUUCCACCCCCACGGGGACUUUGGAGUUUGAAGGAGGGGAAGUGUCGUUGGAAGGCGGGAAAGUGAAAGGGAAACAUGGAAAGCUGAAAUUCGGUACCUUUGGUGGAUUGGGGUCGAAGAGCAAAGGUCAUUAUGAGGUGACUGGGAGUGAUGAUGAGGCAGGCAAGUUACAGGGGAGUGGAGUGUCCUUGGCCUCUAAGAAGUCCCGACUGUCCUCUUCUUCUAGCAAUGACAGUGGGACUAAAGUUGGCAUCCAGCUUCCUGAGGUGGAGCUGGCAGUGUCCACAAAGAAAGAGUAGAGGCCUCUGUAUGUGUGUACAUAUACAUAUAUAGCAAAACAUCAGCCCGGCGUGUUUGUAUAUAAACCUCAGAGAGAAACACGCCGACAGCCUCAGCAAUAAUGCAAAGAUUUUGCCUCUCCCGCUGGCAAGCGCUGAAAAACCAACCGCCUUUAGGCUCCUGGAACUAUACAACUAGGUAAAGAAUUCCAAGUUCGUCCAGCCCACGUGCAAAAUCAGCAGUAUUUGCCUUAAGAUUUCAGGUUUUUUUUUUUGCAUUGAACGCUGAGAGCUCCUGUUUACUAAGCAAGCUUUUGUGUUUUUAUUAUCCUCAUUUUUCCUGAACAUUGUUAGCCUCGGGGUAUUGGAAACCCACUUUUUCAUUGUAAUGACUUUUGGGGCUUUUGUUAGUAAGGGGGGGGUGGGGUAAUAGGCAGCAGAGGGGGCCACAUCUCCAUUUCUCCUAAGAUUGGAUCCAUUCAAACAGCAAAUCCCCAAAGACAGCCAGAGGAGGCAGCAGCCUGCUGUGGGGGUGUUUUUAGAGCUCUUUAGCAUUGCUUUUCCCCCAGGGGUGGCGGUCCCAGCUGGUUUGGUGCUGACGGGAAGAGGGAAUUAAAAUCUGUUUGCAAAUUGUCCAACCCACCAGCUCAACAUGAGGGGCUCCAGUCUGUGUUUUGUAAGAGAAAUGUUUUAUUCACAACCGCCGUGCUCCUGAUACUCUGAUUUCUUUUAACACAUGUUAUCAUGAUUAAGAAAUUUUCCAGCACUUUAAUGGCAAAUUAAUUGAGAAUGUAAGAAAAUCGAUGCUGUACAAGGCAAAUAAAGUUGUUUCUUAACCCUGA